Rhizopus microsporus ATCC 52813 is the source of this 1287-nucleotide messenger RNA. RefSeq lists its product as uncharacterized. The transcript is spliced from 3 exons. Bases 1 to 1287 code for a protein of 428 amino acids. The record is from RefSeq and is a predicted model, not a curated record. Lineage: Eukaryota; Fungi; Mucoromycota; Mucoromycetes; Mucorales; Rhizopodaceae. Gene Ontology annotation, biological process: DNA replication.
AUGGAUUCUAAAGAUCUUAAACUACUUGAAAAAGAAAUUCUUUCCUAUAAAAGGUCACUAAGACAAUGGGAAGAAACGUUUGAACGUAAAUAUAAACGACCAGCUACUGUUGAAGACAUUAGAGGACGACCAUCAAUAGCCAAGUUUUAUAAAAGAUAUAACGAGUUGAAAAAGAAGUUUAACAAAGAAUUAGAAGCACGUGCUGCACAAAAGAGUUCAUCACAACAUUCCCUUCGUCCUCCUUCAUCAGGCAGAGUGCUCUUCCCUGAAGCUUCUGACUCAGAAAACAAGAUACCAUCAAAAGUGAUAAAUCGACAACUAACAGAAGAAGAAGCCUUUUGGCUUAAUAUACCAGCAAGUGACAACAAUAGUGCUACGAGUCAUGGCCUUUCUAAAACCAGCAGUGAUAUUGAGAUGACCAGUAGUAGUAGUUUUAAUAAUACCAAUAGCUUUAGUAUCUGUACAGACAAUGAUAGCCAAGAUGUGAGCAAUAACAACAACAAUAAUAGCAAUGAUAACGAUGGCUUCAGUAUCCCAACCAUUCCUGAAAAAUGCAGUCAGACAACACAGCCUCAAUCACAUCUAUCCAUGUCACAACCAGUAACGGCAACAACAACAAAACAAAAGAGCCUACAGCCAACAAGCUCUAGUCAGCCAACCCAAAAGAGGAAACUGAUGUUGGCUCCUGUAGAUAAAUCACAACGACAUGAACGCAAGAAGAGAAAGACGUUAAAUAGCACUGAAAAUAAGCAUAGUCUAAAUGGUUCUUCCUUGUACUCUUUUUCUGAUUUAAAGUAUGAAGAAGAGGAAAAGAAGACUGACACGAAUUCACAAGUAUCGAUGACUACAGAUGACGACAACACAUCAGAAGAUGACGAUGACGAUGACGAAACAGCAAAGCUGUUUACCAUUGUUGAAUAUCAAGAAAACCAUUUCCGUCACUAUGACCCUUCCAUCUUUCGCUGGGACGAUCCUGAUUUUAGCAUUGGUCCACAGUUCUUUGGAUCACACGCUGUGUGUAAAAACUACCUGACUGAUCCUAUAAGAAGAGCACGUAUCCAGGAAAAGUUGAAGAAGGGGAUCCUUGGAGAAGUGAAUAAAGAAAAUGAUUUAUUGGAACAAGAAAUUCUAAGGAAAGUUCAAGAAGAAUAUAAAGACAUGUUACCAAAAUUGAUACCAAGGUCCAAUCCCAAGCCUGAAACCAAUACUGAAAAAGUAAUUGAAUUCAAGAGAAAGCCUAUUCAACGAAGACAGACGCGUCUGGUCAAGAUCAAAUUCUGUGAUUGA